Molecule: messenger RNA, 10782 nt
Organism: Porites lobata
Lineage: Eukaryota; Metazoa; Cnidaria; Anthozoa; Scleractinia; Poritidae
Source: the annotation of a GenBank genome assembly
AUGUCCAGGUUAUCAGAACAACAGAUUUUGACAAGAGCUAGAGCUUCCUCACUAGAGAAUGUUAAAAAUCUAAAUUUUUGGUAAGUAAAAUGAUCUGAUAAAAUGAGAGAUGUACUCUGCAGAGUUCUUGACUUUAGAUGUCACAGAUCGCGAGGUUUAUUUUCUAGCGGUUAAGAACCUGCUUCUGUAUUUUAUCAGGCGGUGGAUUCGAAUGGAUUUAUUUGCACUAUAUGUCACUGUACUUUUUAAUGAUACGAUAGGUCUUUUUUGGCAUUCAUUCACUUGGACGUUAUAAGGUUUUUUUACUCAAUCGACACUUCAGACUUUGUUGUCAUAGUUUCACUUAUUUUUGAUAUUAGUUACUUUACUUACACUGUAUGGUGCUCUUUCUUAACAGGGGAAGUGAUCUCAACGAUGUAAGUACUGAAUUUGUCUCUCUUUUUUUAAAUUUGCGGUACCACCUAAUAUGAGUGAUAUCUGCAUUGUAUUAGCAAUAAUAUUAUUAUUGAAUGAGGCUUAGUAGAAAAUGAAGAAUUAUGCAGGUCGAGGUGGAUAACACCCUCCGAGAGAUGUAGAAGUCAGGUGAUAAUUUGAGCCGUGGGUAUUCCUGUACAAUUAACUGUGUGGGUGUCCCUCUGAGUCUCUGCACCUGUUCAAGGCAAAUAGAGGUGAAUAUGCAACGCUGUUCCAGAUCAGACAAUAUUUGGCCCAUCUAUACUGGUAUAUAUCCGAUGGUGUUCGCAAUGUAGUGAUGUCAUGAAGAAACUUGAUCAGCAUUGUUUUGACUGUUUUGCAGCUGUGAUGGUGAUCAAGAAAUGCAUUUAGCGAUUACUUGCAAUUGCUUAAGUAUUUUACAGAGAACAAUUAAGCAAUUUGGAGCAGUAGCUUGAAGUAAAUAAGAGCAAAAAUCAAGAUUAAAGAACAUUUGUCAAUGCGUCUCACUUCUCAGAGGGUUUAACAGCUUAAUAGGCCGUCGGCCGGAAUAUCUUUGUUUGUCAAAAGUAGUUUGGCUUUUUACUGUCAAAACUUUGCUUUUCCCUGAAAAUUAUACCUUUUAAUUCAUUUUACACGGAGGGAAACCCACAAUGAAUUGUUUCUUUUGGUCUUUCCUCACCGAUUCAUGUGACCGAUGGUGAAAAGACUGGUUUCAGCUCCGUACAUUGAUCCCCCGUUGAAUCCGAGAGUGAAUUCAGGCCAAAAUGAUGCACAAUGGCUUUGAAAUAAGUGGUUAAACUUAUUUUCCUCAAAUGCAUCUUCAAAUUCUUGGUAAAAACAGCUUCACCAACUUCAAACAAUGUCAACGACAGACAAAUAUGGUUUGAGCUUAAUAAUUUCACCUGUUCAAUUAUUGAGUGGCAGCGUGGCCCAAGUGGUAUAGGAGUUGUACGCUAACAGCCAGUGGUUAUGUUGCAAGUUCAAAUCACUGUGGCUCGCAAUUUCUUUCUUUCUUGUAGAUCUUUUUUUGUUGUUGUUUUGUUUUCUGAAAUUCUUUUUGUCAUAUUUUUUCCCUUUUCCUUUCUUUUGGAAUUAUGUAUUCCUAGUAUGAAUAGGAACCUUGUUCCUGUGACUGGCUCAGUGAUGAAAUGACCUCACCUAAACUUGAUUGAGAGUCAGAAUGAAGUGAAAUAUAUCCCUCUCCAAGAAAUAUAUAUAUUGUUCACUCUGUCCUAGAGUAGGUGAGGCAAAAAGCCUUUUGAGUCGCACAUACCUGUUUAGCCCAUAUAUUACUCCCAUAUAUGGGAGAACCCUCGAGGUGGAACCCUCCCCCCCUACCGGGAUUUUGAGCAUGAUAUGCCUGAUACAUGUAUGCAUGAUAUGCUAAACUUUCUGUGAACUGUGUUCUGAUAGUUUUGAGAACAAUGAGCUGAACUUACAGCUAAUUUGUUUUACAGAUCUCAGUUCUACGACAAAUGCCAAAUGUUGAAGUCCUUAGCCUCAGGUUAGAUAUUCUUUAGUUUAUUUCAAUGUAAUUUAUCACCACGUAUGAGUGAACACACUAAAGCUCCACUUAACUGAAGUCAUUGUAUUAAGAUGCUCCUCUUUUGUUUUAUUUUGCAGUGUAAACAGCAUAACCAGUUUGAAGGACUUUGCACAUUGUACCAUUCAGAAUAAUUUAAUUUAAACCAUGAUAUAGUUAAGAGACUUGCAAAAUACUCAUCUGUGCAUAUAAGAUCAUUAGCCACAUAUUCUAAACUUUCAAAAUCGCACAUGAAACUCACCAAAGGGCCAGGUUUCAUUUGUUAUCCACUAAACUUUGUCAUAUCCAAUAACAAAAUGUAGGACUUUUUUGGGGGGGGGGGGGAUAGGUGAUACCAGAUAUGGACCUGAAAGUUGAAGUUUGGUGGAUGCCAAACUGCUGGGACUUGGAACAUCAUGUUUGAAGUGUGUACUCAUUUGACAGGGUGCCUAUAAAAUAAUGUUUACAGCAAUUUUUAUGUGUGUUUACUUCACAUGCAUGUGUAUCAUGCUCCAUGGAAAAUUGCCCUUCAUAAGUUUUAAUUAAUUAUUGUGACUGUAUAUUGAUGGAUUGCACCUGUCCAUUACAUUACAACACCAGAAAUACUUUUUCCCUGUUUAAAUUUCUUCAUGUCUUCCUGAUUUUAUAGAGGCUCUGGAUUUUAUUCCUUUUGUAGGGUAUGACCCUUAAUGACAGCUCUGCUUUUGUAAAGACUUAGUGACAAACUGGAAACUUACUAAAAAUAUUUUAAAAAAAUGUUUGUUAAAUAAAACACUAAGAAUGAUUUUAAUGAUAGAACAAAUGACAAGGACAUGUUUGUUGUUGUUUUUUUGGUUUCUCUUUUGGUCUUGCAUAAACAGGUCCUAGGUUAAGAGAACUCUAUCUAAGGAGAAACAGCAUUGGGAACAUUGAUGAAAUUGGAUUUCUAAAGAACCUUCCAAAACUUAGAGUACUGUGGCUGUCCGAUAAUCCUUGUGCUAAUAUAGAGAAUUAUAGAAUGACAGUACUGAGGAAUUUACCCAAACUUACAAAGUUGGAUACUGUAGGUAAGCUAUAACUGAUAUACCAAGUUGUGUGAGAAAUGGAAAGGCCACGAGGUGUGACAAGAAAAUGAACAUAAUUUUCAUAGUUAUGUUACUUUUUUGUUUUAUAGCAUAUCUGGAGUUCGUAAAAUCCAACUAGUGGUCUAUUAUCAAUGCUGCAUUCUGAUUGGUUGAGCUACUACUAGGCUAUAAUUUUAUGUUAUAGCCCCUAGUAGUAGCGAACAGCGCGGGCUUUUUGGCGGCAAAAAAGGAUUUAAGUCUAGCUUUAACUAGCUAAAAGUUUUUUAUUCUCGAUAUUUUUGACCAACUAGUUGGAUUUUACUAAAACAAUUAUUCCUCUUGCCCUCAUGGCCUCUGAGUCAAAAUAAUUGUUGAAUAGAUUUUUUUCUUAGAGGGAUACCCAUCUUUAAUCAAACUUCCAGUUAUUUACUUAUUGCUUUAUGCUGUCUUAAUUUAUUUUAAAAUAACCUUGACCAGUCAAAUUCCUCACAUAAUACAUGUGAAAAGAAUGCUUUGAAAUUAUUAAUACAGUGGAACCCUUCAUCUGGGUGUCCAUAUAUAGCGGGCCCCCUGAAAAAAUGUCACAAACACACAAUUUAUUUAUUAAUUAAUUGAUAUUAGAACUGAAACAGAUAAAAAGAAGGAUAGGGCCAAAGAAUGUAGCAAAAAGCCAAGGGAGACAAACUUACGUAUUGGGAGGCAGAAAACUUUGUAAAAGGGCUUCAGUACAAGGGUCAAACACAGAAAGAAAGAAGGACAUUAUAUAUGUCACUCUAUUUUGCUACUGUGUUUUGAGUAGUAAAAUUGUAGUAACUCAAGAAACCUUUCAUCAUGUCUGCAAUAAAAUAUUAGCACAUGAUUAUAAUGACGUGCGAAAAUAGACAAUGCACAGGUAAUCAGCAGACGACGAUCGAAUAGUAUCCCAUGAUGCACCUCGAUUCAUGUUAUAUUAUCACUGCGUACGUGACACAUUAUGAUCAGUAACCUUCAGCACGCGCGAAGUGAACAUCGAUCGCAGUGCCUGAUGUGGAUGGUUUCCAAACAUGUUUCGGCUCAGCAGCUUCUGCUUUUGAGAUUAUCGAGUUGGCUAAUAUUCACUGUGCUUUAAAGGAGAAUUUCAGCGUUGCUUUGACUGAGAAGGGUUUUACAUGUAUUUCACUGAUCUGUCGAGAACUACUUGUGCCGCGCUCGGUCGCACUGUAAACACAAAUUAUAAGACUCGCAAUUGAUAAGCUUCGCUAGGUUCACUAGGAGAACCCAGGCCAAAGGAGAACCAAAACUAUGACUGAUCUAUAAAGUGGUUCCAACAAAACAUCCGCUACGCUGUGAAGCUAAUUACCAAAGGAUAAUUUAUUACAGCAUCGCGCUCAAAGGAGCUGAAGUUUACAAUGGCAGUUACAAAUAAAAUUUAACCUAUCGAUGCGACAAACAAUUCUCUGAAGCACAGUCUACCCGGUACUGACUCAAGCAAUCUUCAAGGAAAUUUCCUGGCCAGAAUACUGAUCUGUUCUUUUGAAUAAGUAAAGUUCUGCAUGAUGUUUCUUUUUCAAAUUCUGAGCAGGCUUCAGUUUACGUUGUGCCGGCUUGCAUGCUGCGUGGUUCCUUUGUUUGGGUUCUUUUCACACUGAAACACACCGUUAUACACCCCUCCUUCUUCGAAUUAAAAUAUUUAUAGUCAAAUUCCUUUUAAAAAUAACCUCUUUGAAAAUACAAAGUGAUUGCUUCGGCAUAAAGCGCUCUCAAAAGCGCCCAACAGAUUGUAGCCUUCAUCAGGCUUUACACAUAUAUUAUGACACAUGGCGUUGAAAUGUGAUAAAAGAUUCGAAAUUUCAGCCAUCUUUGGUCGACAAAAAAGUCUCCAAAGUGUGGGUACUUCUGGGUACUUCUUGGCCUGUACAAUAUCCAGGACUUCAUUUUGCUGGCGUGAGGUCCACAUUUGUAAGAUUUCAACACAUAUUCCCAAAAACCUUGAAUAUUCAAGACCUGGUUGUGGGUCACUGAACACUUUGUGAUGGGAAGACUAAUUGAAACCGUGAAAAUAAAUGUUUCUAAGUGGAAACUUCGCUCUUAAGCCAUUGCAAAUCGGAGAAAUCAUGUCAAAUAACGAAAUAACGUAAUUUUUUUACUUUUACUGGAAACCGAGUGAGAAAAAAGCAGACGAGAAAACGACCUUAUUUCAAGAUGGAAGCUGCUAUGACUGCGAUAUUGCGUGAUGCUUCUGGAAAAAUGCAUCAUGGGAUACUAUUCGAUCCUCCUCUGGGUAAUCAGUGUCCAUAAACAUGGUUGACGAUAAUCUGUGAAUCUGACUCAGGAUACAGAAAAAUGUUGUCCUUAUUAAGUGGGUUAAUUUUGGAGAGAAUAUAUGAGCUUACAAUAAGAAAUAUAAUUGCUUAACAGAGAGGGGGAGCUUAUUAACUUUUCUCCUCUGGAAAGUGGGGGGCUUAAUAGAGGAUUUACGGUAUACAACAUAUGUUAAGAUACUAGUAAUUAUCGGGUUAAAAAUUAAUUCUGUUGGGACAAACAACACUGUCUGUUACAUACUGAUGUCCACAUUGCUGGUAAGUGGGUGACCAUAGUGUGGGGUUCCACCGUGUAUAAUAUUUUGCACCAAUAUGACAAAUCCACCUUAGUCAGCUCAUUGUUUUGAGUGGCUGUUAUUGAAAUUUGCUACAGUGACUCCAGGGCUGCAAAUAACGGCCGGUCAACGGACAAUGUCCGGUCAAAAAUAGAUUUUGUCCGGGCAAAUCCUUAGUUGGCCAGACAAUUUGUCCGGUCGUUUACGCUGGUAAGGAAAAAAUUUAGAGUUUCAAGUUUUAAAUAUUUAAAGGUUCAAUAUUAUUGGCGUUUGUGAAAAAGGAGGGGAAAAGACGGAUACUUAACUACCAGACCAAGAACUUUUAAUAAAUGAUUCGUAGUAGUCAUAAAAUUUCCGGCUGUCGUUGCACAUUUUCGCUUUGUCAUUCACCAAGCCGUCGCCGCAAAUUAGUGGGUCUUAAAGAUGUGGUCCGAACAUGCUGAAGCUCCCCCCACGCACGCGUGAAAAAACCUCUGGUACCCAGGGUAAUGUGUACCGGUCACGGGUGUGAAUUACUUUAUUAGUAGUCCGUGUGGGUUUUGUAAACAUGAUGUGAGAAGGACAACAAAACCUCUCAAUGUCCGUACAAGGGUCAUGGCACCCUUUGUCUUCAAAAUUUAAGUGUGAAAAUAACAAUAACAAGAAAGCAAGUUUACAUUCAUUUGUUUACUUUGUCGACAUUUCCGUGUUAAUCACUUAAGCUAUAAAUACCGCGAUUAACUAAACAUUCUAUUUUCUAGGGAAGCAAACCUUUUUGGCAGUAAAUUCAGAUAUGACAACAUGUAAACUUUACCUGGCCUAAAUAGGUCUAAAUACGCAAUUCAUCUCAAACGAUUGACUGCAGAUUUCAUUGUGUUACGUGUCACGCAUGAUGCGUGGGUUGUUUAUACAAAAUAUUUGAAAAAUUCUUCUCAAACUUGACUGAAGCACAAAUCCAGUUAAGUUUCACCGUUGACAGGGCGAAACACAAUGGAUUAGAAAGAAAUUGUAUUUGCGAUAAUCCUUUACAAAUGUUGUCAAUGUGGUAUGUAACGAGUUCAGUUUAACAGGUAACAUGUGAACAUAGUCAUCAACGUCUUCAAAAACCCUUUCCAGUGCAUCCGGGGGUUCCCUUGUUAUAUGUCCAAACUGCGUUUCCGCAAGAUGAUGUCCUCGGAUGUCUAAAAUAACUCUUCCAUUAUUGUAUUUUAAAAGUUCAAUCACGCAUCUUAGGCAAAUAGCUUCCCUGUUUCCGGUAACAUUUAAAAUCAACUAGAUUGCAAGCCUCAGUCAAUUUCAUCAACUUCAUAACUAACCGUAUAUAAGACGCAGAACUGAAGCAAUGGUAGGACGCACUUUUGCUGUACCAUGCUUUCCACUUUUCCUGCAUUGAGAUCGAUGCCCAUGUAUAAUAAAUGCUUUGAAAAUUUACUUGUUUCAUAUUUAAAUUAACAUCAUGUGAAGGGAGGAGGGGGCACUUUUAUAGCAACAAGACGUAAUCGAUGUUUGUCCGGCCAAAGAUGGGAUAUGUCCGAGCAAAAAUAGGUUUGAUCGGACAAUUUGACCGGCUCCAGCCGGGAAAUUAUUUGCAGCCCUGGACUCUCCAUGGUGACUCAACACAGUGACAGGGGAUGAAACAGGACUUGCAUCCCAAUUGAUAUCAACCCCUCCAUUACUCACCCAGCCCAUGAAAGGUUGUACUUCACCACCAGGGUUCCACGCCUCCUACUCUUUAUGAAAAUCAGAACAGUGGAAGAGCUGUGGGGUUGGGCCUACAGUCUUUGUUUUUAUCUGAGAAGACUAGAAUGUCUAACCAUUUGUAGAUGUCACAACAAAGGCAGCAUGUUCUCCUCAGUUACCUUAAGACCCUGAGUGUUGGUCUGGCCUGGGUUUGAGUGCUUACCCAAUUGAGCUAACCGGGUGGCAGUUUGAAAUGCAACACAUCUAGAAAGAUUUACGCUGGUAUACAACUUCAACUUCACUGUAAUUACCUUUUAUUGCAUUUGUUUCACUGACUUACCAGUUGCUCAUUAUUUUAUUAACUCUUAUAAACUUUUCUUUAUUGAUAAUGAAUACUUUUCUUUAUUGAUAAUGAUAUGACAGGAGAAAAUUUAUUUUGGUCACUCUUGUUAUUCAAGGGUUAAACAGCUUUAAAAUUUGUUUUCUUUGAUUUUCAUUUACAGUUGUUGAAGAGGCAGAAGUUUUUGAGGCAUCAAAACAGGGACAGGAGAUCCCCACCCCUGAAGACAUCCCAUUUUACCUUGACUUUACUGCCACAGCAGAUAAGGUAAAUUAAAUUGGAUUUCUGAUAUGUCAUAAUUCCAUCACAGGUUAUCCCUGCUCGUGGGCAAUAUUGUUUUCUUUUUGAUUUGCUACGUCUGCUAUGGCAGCCAAAGGCUGGGAAUUUGCCUGGCUAUUGGAAAUCUAAUUAGGACAGAAUAUAAUCUAUCAGGAAAUUGAGUAAAUUUAAUUUUCAGUGGACAAAAACCUUGUACUAGAAUAAUUUAAACAAUAUCACAUUCUUUUUUACAUAUUUUUUCAAGGGCUAUAGGUGUAAUUAGUUAUCUGUAAUAACACCAAAGAAAAUUUCCUAUGACAGCCCGAGAAAAUAAAUGUCAAAGUUCACAAAAUGACAUCUUACACGUGAAAUUUUCAGAAUUUUACCUGUGUUUUCACAAUUCUUGUGAAAUUUGACAUCUAUUUUAUUGGGCUCCCAUCAGAAAUAGUCUUUGGUGUUAUUACAGAUACAUGUAACUAAUUAUAUUUAUAGCCCUUGAAAAAUGUAAAAAAGAGUGCAAUGUUGUUUCAGUUAUUCUGGUACAAGGUUUUUGUCCGCUGAAAAUAAAUUUAUUACUCAAUUUCCUGAUGGAUUCCGUCUUAAAGUCUUAGAUAUUGGAACAUGUAGGGAUGUUGUUAGAAGCUGGUUGCUGACUAAUUUCAUAAUCAUAUGGUAUCUGUUUUUGCUUUUUAGAAUACUCUUAAAACUGAUGUUGCAAGAGAUGACAAUCCACAGAUUUUUGCAGGUAAAGACUUGUAACAAUAUAUAACCAAUGUUACCUUUAAUAAUUACUUGCAAAUUGCCCUAAAUGACUUGAUUGGUGAUUAAGUUGCAAUUAUUUGUAGAAAUGUAAAUACAUGAAAAAAAAAAUACAGUAUUUCAUUUCAUAAGGAAAAGACAAAGAAGGUGGAAGUUUGGCAGUUUCUUGAAACUCCAAGGGCUGUAUUCAGGCAAGAAAAUGAUUGAGAAUAGUCUUCAUUUGGAUUGAAGGAAUAUGAUCAUAAUAACAAAGCUGGUUGUAAAGGUGACUUCCCCACAGCUUUUAUAAACAUCAGUCCCUGUCAACAACAGUCCUAUCCAAUCAAAACUACACUUACCAUAACAACCACAUUCCACCUCCAUAUGAAAUGACUCCUGGGUUCAAACCUUUCACUCUGUCCCCAAAACAUGGCUUUAUAAACAUGGUGGUCAUGAGGCGACCAUCUGUAAAAAAAGUAAAUACUUAGUUUUAACUGUAUUGCUUUCUUUUUUUGUGUUAUUUAUGUUAUUUUACUUAUUUCAUUGUUAUUGACAGAAAAUGAUAAAUCUGAGCCAUCACAUGACAAUUUAGUAAAUGAAACCAAGUAAGUCUAUCCUUACAGUCAGUGCAUGUUUCACUGGUAUUUUUCCUACGUAACAAAAUUCUGCUCAUCAAUGUGGUACACAUCUUUCAUGAUCCUUGUACAAUGAUGGGAUGGGUCAGCCAUGUUACAUAGAGGUACAGCAAAACAAAGGACUGACCUGGUAAAAUAAAAAGUUGGAAUAAGCGGUGAUAUUAUAAUAGCUUGUUUAACUGUUGGUGUUGUUUUCUGAGAGCACAAAUUGGCAGCAAAUUAAAGCUGUGAGAGGUUAGAUGGCAAGUGGGCAAAUGAGAAGUGAAGCUGCGAAAACAUGUAAAACGUUGUUUCCAUCCUAUUCUCCAAAGGGGUUAGCUGUAGGUAUUAAAAAAAACAGCAAAUUAAAAUCACAAGAAGUACUCUUGUUUAUCGCUCUUUUUUGUUCACAGUAAACUUCGAGCUCAGUUAGGACUCAAACCACUUUUAUUGGACGAUCAUGCCAAUACUACUGCAGCCAUGACAACAACAAGUGCUGAGAAGAAAGCUUCUGGAAAUUCCAGCGAUUCUCGAGUGAGUUUUUUUUCUUUUGUAAGUAAGGCUUAUCUCAAACAUCGUGCUGCAGUUGUGCUGAACUACUUCAAUAAUUGAUCAAAUCUAACGAAACAAAUUGGCAGCCAAACUCAUUUUAUAUAUAUUUAUGAGUGCAUUGGAAUAACUAAGUGGAAGACAUUUUUAAAAGUUGAUGAAACUGUUAAAAUUAUUAUUAUUAUUAUUAAAUUUAACCGUUGAAGCCAAGUCAUGCUACAUCAAGCAAGGCUAGCACAGUAGUAGCACAAUAUUUUAAAUGAACCACACCUGAGCUUUUAUUAACACAAAUUUGUUUUUCUCUUUCUUUUCAGAAUCAAAAUAUUGUGUCUGCCGUUCGUAUCUUGGUUCAAGAUCUGGAUGAAACAAGCCUUCUAACUCUUCGAAAUGAAAUAGACCAACGGCUGCAAAGUCUAAAUAAAACAUACAGUGAAUCUAAGAACAGUCAUGAGCAGUUGGAGGAGAAAGAAUUAAUCACUGAUUGAAUAACUCAUAAGCAUUACCUUAACGACAACGUAGCUAGUAUUAUGCUUAUUUCAGAGCUAACAUGAUAUCAGUCAGUUAAAAAGGGUGCACUUCACAAAUGCCACUGUUGGGUAAGCCUUUCUGAUUUGUCAUUAGCGACUACUGUGACACUGCUGUCAACUGUCUGUAAUGCAGACACCAAAUUGGACAGAGUCAAGUGUCUACAUUACAGAGUCAUCUGUAUUACAAUAUGGACACUAAAGAAACAGAAUCAAAUGUCUGCUUUACUGAGGUAUCUGUAUUAUGGUCACCGACAUCUCCUUAUCAUAGAUACCAACUAGACAGAGCCUAAAGUGUCCAGUGCAUUACAGGGGGUCAUCUGUAUUAUUGUCAAACCUCCUGAAUACAGGAAUAAGGGCUUUUCUCCAGGUAUCCCUUAAACUACAUUCUGAGCAUAUGAUUAAAUCUUUAAUUCUUUUAAAUCAAAACAUAAAAUCCUCCUUUCCCGUUCCCUUUCUUUCUUAGAGCCCUGACUUAAAGCCCUAAGGUAUUAAAGGAAGCAGUAUCUUGAGUGAACUUGUCUU